Messenger RNA from Plasmodium gallinaceum, 540 nucleotides. It is a transcript of the gene CEN3, whose product is annotated as centrin-3, putative. The coding region runs from base 1 to 540 and encodes 179 amino acids. NCBI's taxonomy places the organism in Eukaryota, Apicomplexa, Aconoidasida, Haemosporida, Plasmodiidae. Gene Ontology annotation, biological process: spindle pole body duplication. Gene Ontology annotation, cellular component: microtubule organizing center. The record is from RefSeq and is a predicted model, not a curated record. Gene Ontology annotation, molecular function: calcium ion binding; microtubule binding. The transcript has 5 exons.
AUGAUAAAUAGAAAAAGUGAAGGUGUAAACUUUACACCAAGAGCAAUAGCCAAUAGACCUAUAAGUAGUAAUAGAAGAAGAGGAAGAAACGAAAUAACAGAUGAACAAAAAAAUGAAAUAAAGGAAGCUUUUGAUUUAUUCGAUACAGAAAAAACAGGAAAAAUAGAUUAUCAUGAACUUAAAGUUGCUAUAAGAGCUCUUGGUUUUGAUGUAAAAAAAGCUGAUGUUAUAGAAUUAAUGAGAGAAUAUGAUAAAUCAAAUUCUGGACACAUAGAUUAUAAUGAUUUUUUAGAUAUUAUGACCCAAAAAAUUAGUGAAAGAGAUCCAACAGAAGAAAUAAUAAAAGCUUUUAAAUUAUUUGAUGAUGAUGAUACAGGAAAAAUUUCCUUAAAAAAUUUAAGAAGGGUUUCUAGAGAAUUAGGGGAGAAUUUAUCUGAUGAUGAAUUGCAGGCUAUGAUUGAUGAAUUUGAUAAAGAUAUGGAUGGAGAAAUUAGUCAAGAAGAAUUUUUGAGCAUAAUGAAACAAACAAGCCUUUAUUAA